Molecule: messenger RNA, 1050 nt
Organism: Drosophila grimshawi
Lineage: Eukaryota; Metazoa; Arthropoda; Insecta; Diptera; Drosophilidae
Product: mitochondrial mRNA pseudouridine synthase Trub2
Exons: 3
Coding region: 53-1006 (317 amino acids)
Biological process (GO): pseudouridine synthesis; RNA processing
Molecular function (GO): pseudouridine synthase activity; RNA binding
Source: RefSeq, a predicted model, not a curated record
UUGAAAACAUAAACAAGACGAAACGCGUUUUUUAUGCAAUUAUUUAUUAAAAAUGUCGUUGACAAAGGUCUACGAUGCGGCAACUGUAUUUAAGCACUUAAAUGGCAUUAUAAAUGUGUAUAAGCCAGCUGGCAUGAAAGUGAAACAUGUUCGAAAUGCCAUAUUGGGCAACAUUUGCAAAGGACUCAAUGAGCUGGAGCAGCGAGAGCCGCGUAAGUUAACCAAGGACAGACUGCUGCUGGGCACUGGCACUGCCGCGGACACCGUGCUGCAUAAGAUUGCCUCCGAUGCUGAUCUAUCGGAUCACAUCCUGGCCGCUGGUCCACGUUAUAUGCCGGCUGAUAUUAAAUGUGCAGCUGUUGCCACACUAGGUGAUCACACAAGCGGCGUUUUGUUAUUUGGCUUAAACGGGGGACUGCAACAGUCCAGUCUCAUACAGCGCAAUCGGCCAGUGAGAGUCUAUCAUGUGACCGCUCGCAUGGGCACCGCCACCGAAAGCCACCUGCCCAAUUCACGCAUCACAGUCCGUGCUAACCAUAAGUAUGUGACGGCGGAGCGUAUCAGCGGCUUGGCCGCCUCCAUGCAGGCCUCGCAUCAGCGCAAGAUGUACGAGCUCUGUGGCGUUGAUCUGCAGACGCAGGCUGCCUACGAGCUGGCCUGCAAGGGCCUGUUGCGGCCAGCUGACAACAGCCAGACGGUCAUCUAUGGCAUCAAGCUGAUACACUUUGACCGGCCGCACUUCACCCUCGAACUGCACACCAUCAACGAGAGCGAGGAGUAUAUGGCAGCAUUGAUUCACGACAUGGCUAUCGAAUUGCGCACUGUAGCGCAUUGCUCGCAACUGCGUUGCAUACGUCAUGCCCACUUUGAUGUGAUGGAGAGUCUGUUGCGGCAUGGCUGGCAUCUGCCGGGCAUCGUGAAGAAUCUGCGACAGCAACGAGCGGUCCUCGAAGCGCAUCCGCAGCUGCUGGAGCAGCAGCGUGUGGAGCUGCAUGCUGCUUCGUAAUUAGCUUAUUAUAAAUACAAACUAGUUGUUAUUCAAUUUAAACA